Molecule: messenger RNA, 1611 nt
Organism: Saccharomycopsis crataegensis
Lineage: Eukaryota; Fungi; Ascomycota; Saccharomycetes; Ascoideales; Saccharomycopsidaceae
Gene: MTC6
Product: Mtc6p
Exons: 1
Coding region: 1-1611 (536 amino acids)
Source: RefSeq, a predicted model, not a curated record
AUGUCAUCCGUUAAAAUUCUACGAAUAGCACUGAUAAUUUGGUUGCUUUUUGUCGCCACUAUUAUCCAGGCAUCGGAAUUUAAUGACUUGCUCAAAAACGAACAAUCCGUCAGUGAGUUUGGUCAAAAGACUCUUAGUUUCAACACCACCAUCGAUAAACUCCCAUUAAUCGGUAUAAAUGCUUCGUCAGUGGUGUUUACCCAAUAUGGCUACACCGAUCAAGGAUUGCUGGCGUUAUCCCUGACGUUGAAUAACUCCAACAUCAACGCGGUAUUGGUUGAUUUAUAUUGGAAUGAUAAGUAUGACGGCUGGCAAAUAUGUCCAAUAUCACUGGAAACCUUAACUUCAACUGAUGAUUCGAUUAUUACUUUCACUUCAGGAAACUCGACUUUGACUUGUGAUAUGAACCUAACGUUAUACCAGGUGUUCGAGGCGAUUCCUUUUAAUACCGACAGUAAUAAGACUUAUAUCCCCAACCUCACGCAAAUUCUCUUUAAUCUUCACUAUUUGCAAACCUCAAACGUUUCUUAUUCCAUGGCAGUCACCCAAAGUAUUUCAGAAGCGUUGAAAGAAACUUUUGGCCUGGCGUUAUACCUGGCAACCGACUAUCAAAAUGCCAAUUACCAGUAUCCUACAUUAUAUCAUUUCACCAUCGAUUCUCAAAAAACCAUCAUCCCCAUGCUUUGGAUGACCGAUACAUCAAUUACCAAUGCUACUUCUAUUGAAACCAUGGCGUUGGAAAAAAUCGUCUUCAUGCCCAACCAAUCGAACUUCUACCUAAAUUAUAAACAGAACCUCGAUCCAUCGACAAUUAUCAAUAAUACUGCAUUGUCAAUCGACGAUUUCACCAAUUUAGCCACCCAAAGUUGGAAAUUCACCACCACGACUUUAACAAACUUCACUGAUCUUCGGAAUAUUAUGUUAACGGGUUACACCUCGAUCAUCUCCAAUGGAAACAUUUCAAAUUAUACCGAUAUCAACACAAUUUCUUGGCUUUGGCAAGAAUCUCAACCUUUGGACCGCAAGACCGUCCAGGUAUUAGUGGAUAACGACCAAUAUGUUUUCCAAUCACAACAAGGGGUCCUCCAGGCCUAUCAAUGUGCAGUACUUUUCCAAGGAGGUUGGUACGUCGAGAAUUGCUACCAAGCACACUUCGUAGCGUGUCAGUCGCGGUCCAAUGAAUCUCUUUGGAAAAUCAGUACCGGUAAAAAAAGUUAUUUUGAUGCUUCAAAAUUGUGCGCCGGUAAUGAUGAUGAAGCUUCACCUCAGUUCAAUUUCAGCAUUCCUAAAACUGCGUUAGCUCAAACCUAUUUGAUAAAUUUUGCCAAAGAACAUUCGAUCACUGAACCAAUUUGGAUCGAUUAUAACGCCAUUUCAAGAGAUAGUUGUUGGGUCACCGGGGGUCCCAACUCUCUUUGCCCCUUUGAAAAUGAAGACCAAAAACACAGGUUCGUAGGGAUUGUCACCCCAAUUUCGGUAUUCAUCGUAUUUGUUCUUUCAUUCAAUGCCAUCACCAGCAGUGCACAAGUUCCAGUUCAGAAAAACCGAAAGUAUUGGAAGGAGUUGGUGUCAGAUUUUACAAAAAACGAAUAUGAAGGAGUGCCUGCAUAA